Messenger RNA from Cladocopium goreaui, 1067 nucleotides. NCBI's taxonomy places the organism in Eukaryota, Dinophyceae, Suessiales, Symbiodiniaceae. The record is from the annotation of a GenBank genome assembly.
UGAUGCCCAGUCGCACGCGCUUAGACAUGCAACUCCCGCAGUCUGCUGGCUCUCAAACCCAUGGAAUACGAAAGAUACCGCGGUACUGUCAAAUUUUUUCGCGGUAGCUUUGGCUGGCUAACUUCCAAUGACAUCGCCAAGAAGAUUGGAGAUCGAGACAUUUUUCUUCACAAGAAUCAGCUGAAUUCUGUGCCAAGUGUUGGUGCAAUCGUGGAGUUCAAGCUCGUCGUGGAUGCCAAAGGGCAGCCCAAGGCAGAAGAUGCCGUGGUGGUGAGCGGUGCUGGGGCAUGCGCAGGUGAGUCAAAGGAGUUGAAAGUGUCGAAGGACACGAAGGACACGAAGGUAAAGCGUGCAGCGUUGAUGCUUUUCCGGGGUGACGAAGUGCUGGUCCUUCGGGAGAAGAAGGAUGAUCAAGAUACGCUUCUAUGGAGCGACCUUGGUGGAAAAGUGGAGUUUGGUGAGAGUUAUUUGGAAUGUGCAAUCCGAGAGUUGGACGAGGAGGCUCGAGGUUUCUUGUCACCUAAAUCAAUCGAAAUGCUGAAGUUGGGCUUGCGAAAUCAAUAUGGUGACGACAGGCAAACACCUGAAGUGGUUCCACUCAAAGCAUCGGGAAAAUACCCACAAGCGGUGGCUGUCUUUCCAUUAGAUUGCAGUGGGGUAGAACUGGAUGCGCCCUCAGGAAGCAUCUUUGAUGUUUGUCCUUUGUCAGUGUUUUAUCUUGAUAGUUUUCUAUUUUUUUUGUUGUGUGCAGUGUGGUGGCCUUCCGACGUCUGCCCGUCAGCCGGUUUGCUGAACUUAUCAAGGAAUUGCUGGACGCAAAGGGCCCAAAUUCUUUUGGAGUUCAUGAAAUGCGGUGGUUAAGUCGGCAGCACCCGGACCUGCGAGACCGAAGUCUUACUCGGUGGCCUUUGCUCCGUGCAGUCUGUGCGCUGCGAGGUGCUUGUCGGGGCAGGUCAAGAUCGCCUCGGCGUGCUGAGUAGCCGAGUAGCCGAGCCACCUAGGCUGUGUGCUGAAAUGGUUGACUUUGGCAUAGUCAGCAGAGACCAGACCUGAGACCAGACAAGAAA